GUUGGAAACUUUUUUGGGGGGCGUGUUGAGGGGGGAAUGAAAAAAAUAAAUAAAUUUAAUGGCUAUGGCUAAUGGAGGAGGAGGAGGAGAAGAGGAGGAGGAGGAGGAGGAGGGAGAAGAAGAAGAAGAUGACCAAGGAGGAGAAGAACAAGAGGAGGAAGAGGAGGAAGAGGAGGAAGAAGAAAAUGACGAAGAAGAGGGGAGAGAAGAAGAGGAGGAGGAGGAGGGAGAAGAAGAAGAACGCAAGGGAGAGGAGAAGAAGAGGAGGAGGAGGAAGCGGGAGAAGAAGAAAGAAGAAGAAGAUGAAGAAGAAGACAGAGGAGAAGAAGAAGAGGAGGAGGAGGAGGAAGAAGAAAAUGACGAAGAAGAAGAAGAAGAAGAAGAUGAUGAAGAAGAGGGAGGAGAAGAAGACGAGGAAGAGGAGGAGGGGGAGGAGGAGGAGGAGGAGGAAGAAGAAGAAGAAGAAGAACGCAAGCCGAUGGCUAAGAGAGGAGGAGUAGGAGAGGAGGAGGAGGAGGAGGUAGAAGAAGAAGAAGAAGAAAAAGUGGAGGACGACUUAUGGCUAACGGGCGAGGAGAGUGACCACGGAGAAGAAGAAGAAGAAGAAGAAGCAACAAACCUGGGGGAAUGGUAUGCGAUCCGGGUGAAAGCAUUUUGGGACGGCACAGCUGACACCCAUCCAGGAACACCAUCUAGAGUUGUUCAAUAUGCAGCUCCUGAUUCUAGAAAAGGUGAACCGCGAGCUGUCUGGCAUAUCAAUGACGAAGACUGCAGCUUCCGCACGCAGCCAUUCCGUAUCCGGUUCUCAAGACAGGAUGUGGCCCUCCAGGAAAUGCUGGCGUUCGACCUCCUUGUGGACGUCAACCGUGGGCCAUUUGCGACAGCUGUGAUGCUUCAGUUUGAGCUUCUGUUUGCACAACAUGACAAGGAGGCGCCAAGUGACAGACCCCCAGAACACUUGGAAACAGUGUCGACGCAGUACUAUAGACUGAUGCCAACUGCCUGCUUCGGCAUACAUCGACACUGUCCUCUCCUCUUCGACACAUGGCACAUGGCACUCAUCGACGUCAAUAUCCACUCUGUUCUUCGUGCUGAAUAUCGAUAUCCAAAGCCAAAUGAGGAGGGACAAAGGUCGGAAGGGACAGACGAGAAAGAACAGGGCGAUCGGCAGGGUAGUUGGGUUGGGGUGUCGACGUCGGGCGCAACAGUCCAGAAAGCGACAAGCUAUGGGCCGUGUUCGCGAGAUGGACGUAUUAUUGGCGAUAUAACGAGUGCCGGAACCACACCGAGCCAGAAAGUAGCAGAGGAAAUCUCAUCACUGUGGAAGGAGUUCCUUUAUUUUCACAGGGAGAUCCGAAGUCGAGUGCGUGUGAACAGUUGGGUGAACACAGUGUUGGACAGAGGACGUGUGGGCACUCAGGCGCCAUAGCCAGUUGGAAACAAAUUUGUAACUGAACU
This is a messenger RNA of Chara braunii, 1458 nucleotides long. Lineage: Eukaryota; Viridiplantae; Streptophyta; Charophyceae; Charales; Characeae. The record is from the annotation of a GenBank genome assembly.